Molecule: messenger RNA, 2131 nt
Organism: Salvia splendens (bonfire salvia)
Lineage: Eukaryota; Viridiplantae; Streptophyta; Magnoliopsida; Lamiales; Lamiaceae
Product: putative receptor-like protein kinase At4g00960
Exons: 7
Coding region: 83-2056 (657 amino acids)
Biological process (GO): protein phosphorylation
Cellular component (GO): plasma membrane
Molecular function (GO): protein serine/threonine kinase activity; ATP binding
Source: RefSeq, a predicted model, not a curated record
CUAGCUCUUAUAAAAUACCCAACAUGUCUGAAUUUGGUAUAUUUACUUCCAUUCCCAGAUUUGAAAGCAAACUCAAACGACAAUGAGUAGUCAAACAUGUCUCCUCUUGAUCCUGGCAAUCCUCACCAACCUCUCCGCCUCCGUAACAGCCCAAAACUACGGCUGCUUCGGCGGCAAUUACACCGCCAACGGCACAUACAGCACCAAUCUCAUCUCCCUCAUUUCAUCCCUCGCACCAAACAUCACCGACAACGCUUACUACAACGCCACUUCCGGCCAAGCCCCGGACCAAGUCUACGCCAGCGCACUCUGCCGAACCGACUUCCAGCUGGAGGAAUGCCGCAGCUGCCUCCGAGGAGCCAUCGCCCCGCUUCUCCAGUCGCUCUGCCCCAACCGGAGACAGGGGAUCUUCUUCCGUCAAGCGUGCACUCUGCGCUACUCCGACGUGCCCAUAUCCGGCGGCGCGGGAGCUCAGUCAUACAGUGUCCGCUCCAGGGGCGUCCAGAACUUGAGCAGCCCCGAGCAGUUCAACCAGCAGCUGAGGGUGCUGCUCAGGGAGCUUCGCGCCCAGGCGGCUGCGGGAGGGCCGCUGAUGAAGAUCGCGGCGGGGAAUGGGACGGCGCCGGAUUUUCAGACGAUGUUUGCGAUGGUGCAGUGCGUGCCGGAUCUGUCGGCGGCGGGAUGCGCCGAUUGCUUGAUCAGGUCGGAGCAAAUGAUCUGUUGUGAUAACAGGUCACGGAUUGUUGUGUAUAUGCCAGGCUGUUAUCUUGAAUAUACUAUCUAUCCCUUUUAUAAUAUUAGUCGGAUCGAGCAAGUUCGAGCGAUGAUAGCAGCGCCCCUGUCUCCUCCGGUGCAGGCUCCAGCGACACGGUCAUCGCCAGGCAACGACGAUGGUAAUAGCACUCGAACAGUGAUCAUUAUUCUUGUUCCAAUUGUUGCGUCUCUGCUUAUUGCUGCUUGUGUUGGCACUUAUGUCAGAAAGAGAUUGAAGAAGAAAACAGAGCACAUCACAUUACAAAGAUUAGAUGAGGAGGAGUAUGUAAGUGCAGAAGAGUCCCUUAUUUUCGAUUUUGAAGAGCUUCUAACUGCCACCAACAAUUUCUCCGAUAGUCAUAAAAUUGGACAAGGUGGAUUUGGUGCAGUUUAUAAGGGAAAACUUCGGAAAGGCCAACAAAUUGCAGUCAAAAGGUUAUCAAGAAACUCAGAGCAAGGAGAAUUGGAGUUCAAGAAUGAAGUGGUGUUGAUGGUCAAGCUUCAGCACAAAAAUUUAGUAAGGUUGUUGGGAUUCUCACUACGAGGACCGGAGAGGCUUCUCGUAUAUGAAUUUGUUCAUAAUGGGAGCCUAGAUUGCUCUGUUUUUGAUCCGAUGAAGCGUUUGGCUAUUAACUGGGACGUCCGAUACACGAUCAUAAAGGGCAUCGCCAAGGGACUUGUUUAUCUGCACGAAGACUCUCGUCUUCGUGUAAUUCAUCGUGAUCUUAAAGCGAGCAACGUACUCCUAGAUGAAGAUAACAACCCUAAAAUCUCAGAUUUCGGUAUGGCAAGAUUGUUCACACAGGAUGAAACACGAGCCAAUACACGCAGAAUAGUUGGAACCUACGGGUACAUGGCACCAGAAUAUGCACGAAACGGGCAUUUUUCGAUGAAGUCAGACGUGUUUAGCUUUGGAGUGCUGGUGUUGGAGAUUAUCAGCGGACAGAGUAACAACUCUUUCAAGAAUGUGGAGAAUGGAGAGAAUGUAGAAUACAUGCUUAGCUUUGCUUGGAGAAAUUGGCGUGCGGGGACAGCGAAGAAGAUGAUUGAUCCGGCAUUGAUGUCUGCUUCGGCCUCUCGGAAUGAUAUGCUGAGAUGCAUUCAUAUCGGUUUGUUGUGUGUUCAAGAAAAUGCAAAGGUUCGGCCAACGAUGGCUUCGGUUGUGGUGAUGCUUAAUAGCUUGUCUUCCACUUUCCCGGUGCCUUUGCAGCCCGGGUUUUUCGUGCCUAGUAGCAACGAUGAGAUCAGAGCAACUGAGUUUUCCAGAAAUGAAGCAACGAUCAGUGAUUUGUAUCCGCGUUAAAUUGUAAACACAAAGUAAUUUUGUUUCUUCAUUCAUUUCUUGUACUGUUUUAUUGAUAUAUAGUAAAAUUUGUGA